Messenger RNA from Cuscuta europaea, 2891 nucleotides. The record is from the annotation of a GenBank genome assembly. NCBI's taxonomy places the organism in Eukaryota, Viridiplantae, Streptophyta, Magnoliopsida, Solanales, Convolvulaceae.
CUGAGUUAACUCGCUGUAUACCCGCGUGUGCUCCCCCGACAGACCCCAUAUAUAUUAGCAUUCCCCAACUGGACUGUUGCAAGACCAGGGAGCGUUGAGACACACCCUCUGCGGAAGAGCUGAAGAAUCGCACAGUGACGCCAUAGCCGAAGAGCUGAAGGCCGAUUUCUUGCUCAGACACCGUUCCCCAAAGAAUGAGCAAUCAAGACAUUUCAAAGGAAACCAUCACCAACAAGGAAAUGGAAGCCAUUGAUGAUGAUGGCAACAAUGACAAUGACAACUCUCAGUCUGUCUCCACUCCAGGUAAUGGAAAUAGGAACAAGAGGAAGUUUUUGUCUGAGUUCCCUUUAGACAUUCCUAUAGACUCGCCACCUCUGUCUCUAACAGAAUUCCCUAGAUAUGAACUUUUAGAGGAAAAACUCCGCAGCACACUAAGCAAGUUUGCAUCUCUCAAUCUUCAUCCAGACUCGCAUGAUGAAAAAUCUGAUAUAGAAACACAAGAAGCUGAUUGGGAUGAUCCCAUUGCAUGCGAGAUAGAAAAGCUUCUAACACACAAUCUGCAUGCAACUUUCCAGACUGCAGUCAAGAAGAUAGUCGAGUGUGGGUACACUCAAGAACUUGCAGAAUCUGUUGUUUUGAGGAGUGGGCUUUAUCAUGGUAUUAAGGAUGCUGUGUCUAAUGUUGUUGAUGGCGCGUUGGAUCUAUUAACUAAAGAAAAGAAUUUGGGAACUAGGUAUCAAUUAUUCGAGGAGUUUGAUAGUCUAGUGGAGUAUGCAAUCUUGGAGAUGGUUUGUGUGUUAAGGGAGAUCAAGCCAUUCUUAACUGUCGCCGAAGCAAUGUGGGUCCUCCUGAUUUGUGAUCUCAAUUUGUUACAUGCAUGCGCAGUGAAAGCAGAUCUUUCGUGCGAGUUCUUUAAUCAAGUAGCAAACCCGGAAGCUUCUAAAACCAGUUCAAACCAAGAAAAACCUAAUCUUUCAAAUAAAUCUGUGCCGGGUCCCGCUGCCCCUCAUCUACUAAAAUAUUCCCGGUUUCGUGAUGUUACUAUUAGUAGUAAAGACGGAGGUCCGUUUUCUCUUAUGGAAAUGGAUGGUAAGUCCAUAGGGGCUGCCAGAGAUAUUAUUCAGACAGUAACCCAAGCUGCUGUCUCAGAAGAAAAAUCUGUGGCCAGUCGGAAGGGAUGCUCACUUCAUUCCAAGAAAGACCUCUUAAGGCAAAAGCCGUUUCCUUUCGAGAAGACUUACAAGGGCCGUUUUGGUAAGGGGGGUUUUAAGGCCAAAAUCACAUCUUGGGGCGGAAUGCUUCUGGAUAAGACCCUGAACCCUCAAACUGGCUCUUCUUCUACUACGUGUACUAAAGUCACCUACUCUAAGACAACUGUCACAACAAAGACAAGUAAAUCUGGAAAUGUCACUGCACCUAUACAAGACCCUGUUCUUGCACUUCCUGAUGUGUCCUCUUAUUACGCCGGCAUACCAUAUGAUGAAUCUUUAGGGAAAUAUGUUCCUCAAAAUGAGAAAGAUGAGGUUGUUUUGAUACUGGUUCCACACCUGCAGAAGCUGGAGAAAGAGAUCCAAGGUUGGACUGAUUGGGCUAAUGAGAAGGUCAUGCAGGCCACCCGAAGGCUAACAAAGGACCAAGCUGAGCUGAGACUGUUGAGGCAAGAGAAAGAUGAGGCUGAAAGGUUCCAAAAGGAUAAACAUAACCUUGAGGAAAACACUGUGAAGAGGCUCUCUGAGAUGGAGCAUGCUUUGUCCAAUGCUAGUGGGCAGAUGGAUGCUGCUUCCUCUUAUCUUCAGAGGCUUGAGGCGGAACAUGCUGUGUUGGAAAAGAAGAUGGAGGCUGCGAAAUUGCUUUCUCUGGAAUCUUCUAGAAAGUUGCAGGAAGCUAUGGUGAGAGAGCAAGCUGGACUGAAGAGGUGUCAAGCGUGGGAGGUGGAGAAGAGUUUGUUGCAGGAAGAGCUAACUGCUAUGAAAUGUGAAGGGGUCAAAUUACAGCAGCAAUUAGAGAAAGCUUUGAAACGCAUGAAUCAGAUUGAGGAUCUCUUUGAACAGCAGAGGAAGGAGAAACAAGAACUUCUUAAGAUGGUUGAUUCUCUCCAGGGUGAAAGAGAGUAUCUGGGAUCUCAAGCUAAAGCAGAGGAGGAAAAUAUUAGAGUCAUUGCUGAAAGAACCAUGCAGAAGCGUAAGAAUGAGAUUGACAAGCUUGAAAGUGAGAUCUCCGGACUAAGGUUAGAGUCUGAAGCUUCAAAGAUAGAGGCACUUCGGAGAGGCAUUGGCAAGCCGAGCCCACAGAACCCGUUGAUUAAACAAAGGCUGGCAGAUGGAAGCGUUAAGCCAGAGAGAGAGUGUGUGAUGUGUUUGGCUGAGGAAGUUAUGGUGGUAUUCUUGCCGUGUGCGCAUCAGGUCCUUUGCACAGAGUGCAACAUUCUUCAUGAGAAGAAGGGAAUGAAUGAUUGCCCAUCUUGUAGAACGCUAAUCAAGAAACGGAUCAAUGUGCUAUAUUCUUCUCCAUCUUAGCACCUUGAGGGGGUAAAGGGUAGGAAGCUAUUGACAUUCAUCGGUUCUAUUUUUUCCUCUAUUUUACAGCUAAGAAGUAACAAUGCUUGAGAGAGCCUGGAGAGGGGGAAAACAGAAUAGAACAGAGAUUUAAACUAGAGAAAAAGCUAUGGUGUGAAUGUGGAUGGAGCAUUUUUUGCCUUUUAAGUGGGCUUUGUAAAUUUCAACUGCUAAGACUUGAGAUACAUCAUCAUAGAUGAUACAAGAGUCGUAGUAGUCUUGCGAUCUUGCCUCCCCAUUUACUGUGAUGAUUUAAGGCUCUGUUUGGUAAUAGUUGUUUGGCAUAGUUGGAUGAUCUCUUGAGAGGGAAAAAGUGAUAAAAUCGAUUUUGGUGAA